This is a messenger RNA of Durio zibethinus, 1579 nucleotides long. RefSeq names its product dof zinc finger protein DOF4.6-like. Lineage: Eukaryota; Viridiplantae; Streptophyta; Magnoliopsida; Malvales; Malvaceae. The record is from RefSeq and is a predicted model, not a curated record. Gene Ontology annotation, biological process: regulation of DNA-templated transcription. Gene Ontology annotation, molecular function: DNA-binding transcription factor activity; DNA binding.
UCUAAAGUGUUCCAUCUUUUUUUCUUUUGGCUUUAAGACCAACUUCCUAGCACAGUAGGUGAUUUUCUUUUCAUUGAAGACUCCAUAGCUUCCCCCCUCCCCCUUUUUUCUCACUCUUAAGCCAUGGAUACCGCUCAGUGGCCACAGGGAAUUGGGGUAGUUGAGCACAUGGAAGCUUCAAGACCUAUGGUGGAGAGAAGGGCUAGGCCUCAGAAGGAUCAAGCUUUGAACUGUCCCAGGUGCAAUUCAACUAACACCAAAUUUUGUUAUUAUAAUAACUACAGUCUUUCUCAGCCAAGAUACUUCUGCAAGACUUGUCGAAGGUAUUGGACGGAAGGUGGUUCCCUAAGGAAUGUUCCUGUUGGAGGAGGUUCAAGGAAGAACAAGAGAUCUUCAUCAAAGAAGCUUGGUGAUCUGACCCCACCUGGUCUUCCUCAUUCUACUUCUCAAAACCCUAAGAUCCAUGAAGGUCAAGACCUUAACCUAGCUUAUCCACCGCCAGCUGAAGACUACAAUAGCUUGUCAAAAUUCGUAGAGGUGUCCUUUAACACUGGUAACAACAGCAACCACCAGAACCCUAGCUCCUCCUCAACUUCGGGUCAUCUCAAUGCCAUGGAGCUGCUGAAGACUGGUAUUAAUUCAAGAGGUAUGAGUUCAUUCAUGUCGAUGCCCCUUUCUGAUUCAGACACAGUGUACUCAAGUGGGUUUGCAGUGCAAGACUUCAAACCGACUCUCAAUUUUCCUCUUGAUGGAUUUCAAACUGGCCGUGUGAAUCUUCAAGGCGUACAAGAAAGUGGUGCAAGGCUUUUGUUUCCAAUGGAGGAACUGAAGCAGGUUCCAAGCACUACUAAAGAAUUGGAGCAGAAUAGAGGCCAAGGAGAAUCAACUGGAUAUUGGAAUGGAAUGUUGAGCCGGGGACAUUGGUGAAAUGAACAGCCAAAUUUAACAAUAUGGUUAAACAGGACGAAGUUGGUGUUUUUUCCGCUUUUCUUCUUUCAUGGUCGGUGACUAGUUUGAUGUUUGAUUACUAACGGUGAGGGUACAUGGGCUUCAGUCUUUCUUUCAACUUUAUCCUAUUGCUACUUUCCCUUUUACUUGUAAUGUUGUAGUACCUUUCGCUACUCUUUGAUCAGUGUGGGUGUUUGAAGCUUCUUUUUAGAUCGGCUUCAAAAGGUUGACGCUAAAUGCUGUCCAUAAAUAGAAAGCAGCAGAGGACUGUGAAAAGAAUUUUUUUCUCCUUUCUUUUGAGAGCUUCCAGCUAUAAGACGAGAGAAACUAGAGUUCUUGGCUACUUGCUGCCUCUUGGGGUUGCAUUGCUCACAGUUGCACUGUUAAUUUGGUUCACAUGUAAUUUUUCACCACAGCUUGGGGUGUGAUUCAGGAAUCAGGGAUCCUCUCUCCGGUGUCUUAUGUUGUUGAUUUUCUAAUAAAUGUUCCAUGCUGUUUGGUAACCAAAGUUCAAAAAAAAGAAAAAAGCAUGUUAGCAGUUUGAUGAACAUAUAGUGAUUUUGGUUGAAUCAAAUUUGUUAAUUUUAAUUUAACAUUGGGAUUUGGUAGGGUGAGUUGGAAUGAUGGGCAU